AUGAGUUUGUCGGACGAGAGCUCGGGAAUGGUCAUAUUGACUGGAAAUGCCCAUCCAACCUUGGCUCAGCUGGUCUGCGAGCGGAUGGGAGUGCGAAUGGGAGAAGCCGUGGUCUACAACAAGAGCAAUCGUGAGACUAGUGUGGAUAUCAAACAGGUAAUUUUGAUUUUUUAUAUUAUUCAUGGCAAUUGAGCGAAAAAAUCUGUGUUUCAUACCUAAAAUGAUAUAUUCGUUGCAGAGUGUACGAGGAAAGCACGUGUUCAUCAUCCAGUCGGCUUCUAAAGACGUUAACAACAACAUUUUUGAGCUGCUUAUUUUGAUGUACGCUUGCAAAACUUCGUCGGCCAAGACUGUUACCGUAAUCAUGCCGUAUCUCCCGUAUUCGAAGCAAUGUAGGAUGCUGCGUCGGUCCGCGGUUACGAUGAAGUUGAUUGCUGAUAUGAUCUGCCGGGCUGGUGCUAGUAGAAUGGUUUCUUUGGACUUGUACAAGAAAGAGAUCCAGGUGAGAGAAAUUUGAUAAAAAAAGUGGCCAAAGUUACCAUUAAACUGCAAGAAGAUGCAACUCAGUUGAUAACACAAGCUAGGUGAACCUCAAAAUCCUCGAAUCCGUGGAAAAAAGGUUUAACAGGAAGAAUAUAGUGCUCUACACGAAAUGCUGUCAAUUUUCAUUAUUUUUUUUUCAUUUUUGGUGCCUUUGUUGACCAAUUUGCCUUGUUAAACCAGAAGAAGAUCAUUCUAGAUCAACAACUCCAGCCAGAUGAACUCCCAAAUCCUCGAAUUCAUUAAAUGAAGUCGUGAAAUCGAGGGAAUUAGUCUAUUGUUACCUUAAUCUUGAGGUCAUGAAAAACUUCGUGAACAAGUUCGAGUCGGUUGUCAUAAAAUCUACCAAAAUUUGUUGUUGGUUGUCCGAAAAAAGAAUAGAACGGAUUACAACGAAUUUUGGCAAAUUUUAUGUCAACCAACUUGAACUUGUUCACGAGGUUUUUCAUGACCUCAAACCCAAGAUUAAGGUAACAAUAGACUAAUACCCUCGAUUUCAUGACUUCACUUGAUGAAUUCGAAGAUUUGGGAGUUCAUCUGGCUGAGGUUGUUGAUCUGGAUUGGUCUUCUUCUGGUUUAACAAGGCAAAUUGGUCAACAUAGGUACCUAAAAUGAAAAAAUUUUAUUGGAAAGUGAUAUCAUUUUGUGUAGAAGGCUCUAUUCUUCCUGUUUAUACCUUUUUUGAUUUGAUUUUGUCAUUAAUUUUUCGUUUUUUCAGGGGUUCUUCUCCAUUCCUGUGGAUAAUCUCCGAGCCUCGCCGUACUUGCUCCAAUACAUCAGAGAGAACAUUCCGGACUUUAAAAACGCUGUGAUUGUAGCCAAGAGCGCUGAGGUUAUGCAUAAGGUACGCAAAAAUGCUCUUUUUGUUAUUCAAUUUUUGGUCUGGUGUAAUAUAAUUUUCUCAUGGUUAAUAUAAAAUUUCCGUUUAUAUGUGUUUUUGAGCUAAAUUUCUUACUGAUAGAGGAAAGAAAUUUUGAUUCAAAUUAUUUUAAGGCCACCAGUUAUGCGGAUCGUCUUCGUUUGGGCAUCGCUGUUAUCCAUGGGGAAGCGCCGAAAUUCGAAAGUGAUGGAACGUUGAAGCACGAUGGCCGUCAAAGCCCGCCAUUAAACCAAGAUCGCCCUACAACUAGCUCUGGAAGGUUGAGUUCGUCCAGUCAAGGGGCAACAUUGGGAAACGCGACUUAUGAAUUGUUCCCAGUUUUGGUAAGGAUCAUAUAAAAAGUGCCAAAAAAGUCUCUGAAAUUUUAAGACUGCCAAGGAAAAGCCUCCAUUGACUGUUGUGGGGGAUGUUGGAGGCAAAAUUGCAAUUCUUGUGGACAAUAUCAUCGAUGAGGCCCAAUCCUUCGUCGCCGCGGCUGAAUGUCUCAAAAAAAGAGGUGCCUACAAGAUUUAUGUGGUCGCUACGCAUGGAAUUCUGUCGGCUGAUGCCCCCAAAAUCAUUGAAGACUCGUGUAUUGAUGAAGUGAGCUUGUUGUACACUUUUUUUUGGAAAUAAUUUUGGUGGAUAUCAGUGUAAUAUAAUUUUUAGGUCAUUGUGACCAACACAGUCCCCCAUGAAGUCCAGAAAAUGCGUUGUCACAAAAUCAAGACGGUAGACAUCUCCAUGAUCCUUUGCGAAGCCAUUCGACGCAUUCAGAACAAGGAAUCGAUGGCUUUUUUGUUCAAGGAUAUUACACUUGAUGAUUAA
Messenger RNA from Bursaphelenchus xylophilus (pine wood nematode), 2227 nucleotides. The record is from the annotation of a GenBank genome assembly. NCBI's taxonomy places the organism in Eukaryota, Metazoa, Nematoda, Chromadorea, Rhabditida, Aphelenchoididae.